CUAUAUAAAUAUAUUUUGUAUAAACAAUCUAAGGACAAAACUGCAGAAAUGGACCAACAAUGCUUGGGCCAACUUGACUUCAACUUCAAGUCGGCUGUCAACUUGGCUAACCAGGAAAUCAAAUGUUUACCCAUUGAGAAGAACCCGUUCUAUAUACCAUACGAUUGCACCGAUCUCUAUUUAUGGAGGAAGGAAUCUAAUUUGAGCCAGCUCAAACUGAAGACAUUGAAAAAGAAAAAUAUCUUAAGGAAACCUAUUUUGCAACGUCUGCAAACCCAAUCACAGGCCCAUGGCAAGGAUUGGCUGAAACAAUGCAAAUCGGAUUUGGAAUGUGAAAUCACUUGGGUGAACUCUUUAGAUAUCAAAAAAGUGGACAAGACACGAGCAUAUAGCAUGAGCGACUUACAGGAUGAGUGCGAGAGGAUCCCAUAUAAUGCUGGUGAUAUUGACAUUGAUGAAAUUCUCAUACCAAAACGAAUGUCUGAGAUGGCAAAAACCAUGUAUAUUAAGCCUUACGUUAAGAACCCCUCACUUACAAAUUCAAAAGAAAUCGACCUCAAACGGUAAAUUCUUACUAGAUCUAUUCACACGUUGUUAAAAAAAAGUUCGUAUGACACUUUCUGUGAAGUGAAAAGGAAAAGCUCGAGCUCACGUUCCGGUUGGAGUUCACACACACACACACGCACACAAAUGCACAUAUACGAUGAUCAUGCUGUACAUUCAGUUGGCCAAAAGAAAUUACUUGCAUAUGAAUGUGUGUGUGCACACAUACCCAACAACAAGUUCACUCAACCUUAUUUCUUGGCUACGAAUUGCCCAAAAUAAUAAAACGAACCACGAAAGCACUCGACCAUUAAGUGUAUACAAACAAAAAAAUGUCUGUUAUACUUAGUUUUUUUUGGCAAAGUUCACACACGAUUUUCCAACAGCUUGACACUUUGUUGUUGUUUUUGU
This is a messenger RNA of Drosophila arizonae, 954 nucleotides long. RefSeq lists its product as uncharacterized. Lineage: Eukaryota; Metazoa; Arthropoda; Insecta; Diptera; Drosophilidae. The record is from RefSeq and is a predicted model, not a curated record.